Molecule: messenger RNA, 667 nt
Organism: Protopterus annectens (West African lungfish)
Lineage: Eukaryota; Metazoa; Chordata; Ceratodontiformes; Protopteridae
Product: C-C motif chemokine 20-like
Exons: 4
Coding region: 103-495 (130 amino acids)
Biological process (GO): cellular response to tumor necrosis factor; cellular response to interleukin-1; immune response
Cellular component (GO): extracellular region
Molecular function (GO): chemokine activity; CCR chemokine receptor binding
Source: RefSeq, a predicted model, not a curated record
CAACUUCCUUAAUGCUGUGAAUACAAAAGGCUAGGAGUUACAGUGCAACUUGAAGUCACAGCUCAGCUACUCACCUGGCUACGCUAAACAGGCUGGAUUAUAAUGAAGCCUCAAAUAAGUCUGAAAUGCAUUAUGAUGACCACUGAGAGCCAUGUCCUUGCUUUCUUGGUUUUCUUUCUACUGCUAAUCAACUUGGGAUCAUUAGAAGCUUUACAUGACUUGGACUGUUGCUAUUCGUACUCUGUGCACUUACCACGUUUAAAGCAUAUUAAGAACUACACAGAGCAGAAACAAAAUGAAGUCUGCAGUAUGGAUGCAGUUAUCUUUCAUUUGAAGAAGUACAGUGUAUGUGCAGAUCCAAAGAACAAGGAAGUCCAACGCAUGAUUUCUUUGCUAAGAAAAAGGCAAAGUAAAAAGAAGAAGCCUCAAAAUCAGAAGAGGAAGAAGAAGAAGAAUUCACGAUCCAAAUUCAGAAAUCAAAAGCGCAAAAUGUAGUAACAAUGGAACCACAAUACAGAAUAUUGUAUGCAUUUGUGUACUGUCAUGCUAUAACCUUCUUCAUUGAAGAACUAUAUCUGAUUCAUAUUGCAUCAUUGUUAAAAUAUUUUAUCUGUUUUUGAAUCUGUGGGAAGCAGGGCUAUUUUUAUAUUUUUGCAUUAUUUUUAUA